AUGGAUUCAUAUAUCGAGUUCGUAGCUGAGAAAAAACUUCCGGCCGUGUUUCCAAAACCAUUGCAGUCGUUUGAUAGGAAACCAAUCGUAAAUGAUUUGGGGCUAACGCAGACUGAAAUUAAAUCACUACAAAAUGCUUGGAAUAUUAUAAAGAAGAAGCAACGGCAAGCUGGCGUCACCAUAUAUAUAAAUCUCUUCUCCGAGAAUGAACAACUCUACGAAAUGUAUCGUACUCGUAAUGGCAAAUUGCAUACCGAAUUUGCGGCACAGCAUCAAAAAAUAGUGUUGGAUGUAUUUCAAAUGAUCGUUGAGCAGUUGGAAAAUACACGUUUUAUUAAGACACUUCUUAAAGAAGUAUCGGCUAAACAUCUAUCUGUACAUGUGACGCACUACCAUUGGCAGCUUUAUACAAACGAAGUCAAACGAUAUUUUGUGGAGACAUUGAGUGGUCACAGUUCGCCAACUUUUGUUCGUGCAUUGGAUACUCUUAUGGAUAGUGUCUGCAAAUUUAAUGUAACAGAAUAAUCGAUGAAAAAUAUAAUUAUAAA
Rhagoletis zephyria (snowberry fruit fly) is the source of this 548-nucleotide messenger RNA. RefSeq lists its product as uncharacterized. The record is from RefSeq and is a predicted model, not a curated record. Gene Ontology annotation, molecular function: heme binding; oxygen binding. Lineage: Eukaryota; Metazoa; Arthropoda; Insecta; Diptera; Tephritidae.